Molecule: messenger RNA, 600 nt
Organism: Neoarthrinium moseri
Lineage: Eukaryota; Fungi; Ascomycota; Sordariomycetes; Amphisphaeriales; Apiosporaceae
Exons: 2
Coding region: 1-600 (199 amino acids)
Molecular function (GO): peroxidase activity
Source: RefSeq, a predicted model, not a curated record
AUGCUUAACUCGCUGGCAAACCAUGGCUAUCUACCACGCACUGGCCAAGAUAUCGAUGCAGAAACGCUCAGAAACGCCCUGCAAUCUAACAGUUUUGACCCUGGCGCCUUUUCGGACAUAAUAUUAUUGGCUCUUAGCACGUCAACAACGGGCAACAGUUCCACAUUUAAUCUUGCCGAUACUGCCAAACAUAACAUCAUCGAACACGACGGAUCCCUCUCACGGGAUGACUUCUUCCACGGGGGGAACGACUUGAAUUUAAACCCAGCAAUCUGGGGCCAGGUGUUCUCUCAUUUCAGCAACGACACAAUUAGCAUAGAGACAGCAGCGAAGGCGAGAUUGGAUCGUGUCGCCAAUGCAAAGGAAACAAACCCAGAGUACUCACAGCCCAGUGGAGAUACUGGCAGCCUGGCGGAGACGGCGUUCUAUCUGAUGCUUUUUGGAGAUAGGGUAGAUGGUAACGCUCGUACAGAGUGGGUAAGGAUCUUCUUUGAACAAGAGAGAUUUCCAUUUACAGAGGGAUACACGAAGAAGGAACCUGUAAUUACUAUUGACGAGAUCGAGGCGAUGAUUGGCAAGAUAUCGGCGGUAGCAGAGUAG